ACAUCUGUCCCAUUACAUUUACGUAUACUGAAUCACGUGAUCAAAGAUUUUUUACAUCUCAGAUGCAUCCGAUGUGGAUUCUCAAACGCAGCAUUAGUGUACCGUAAUAUGAAAGCUCCUACCCAUCUCCUACCUCCAUGACUCCUACUUUCCAAUUUCAUGCCACGCCACUGAGUUCGAUCCUAUUUCUCAUUUCUCACAAUCUUAUAAGAGCAUGCGUAGUGAGUACCCAUUUAUAGAAGUUUAUUCGCUAUCACAAGGUGACCCCUAAUCAAGAAAAUAAGUAAUCCUCCAAAAUAAAAUAGUGCGGUCGAGCCGGUCGAAGGUAAAUCAAGUCUUUGUAAAAUUGUCAAUCGUUGGUACCAGUACUAGCUGGUAUUUAAGAUUUAAUUCGCAAUGGCCACACCACAAUCGGACAACGAACGAAGAAAACAAAUCAGUGUCAGGGGCAUCGCCGAAUUGGACGAUGUGAAUGAAAUCAAAAAAACUUUCAACAGGCACUUGCACUACACCCUUGUGAAAGAUAGAAAUGUAGCCACUUCCAGGGAUUACUAUUUCGCCUUAGCCCAUACUGUUAAGGACCAUUUGGUUUCGAGAUGGAUAAGAACCCAGCAAUAUUAUUACGAAAAAGAUCCCAAGAGGGUGUACUACCUUUCAUUGGAAUUUUAUAUGGGUCGUUCCCUGCAAAAUACCAUGAUCAACUUAGGAAUACAAACCUCUGUAGAUGAAGCUCUCUAUCAAUUAGGUUUAGAUAUAGAAGAACUCGAAGAUAUAGAGGAAGACGCCGGUCUCGGCAACGGUGGUCUAGGACGUUUGGCAGCUUGCUUCUUGGACUCUAUGGCCACUCUAGGUAUGGCGGCGUAUGGUUACGGUAUCAGAUACGAAUACGGUAUAUUUGCCCAAAAAAUUAUCAACGGCGAACAACAGGAAGAACCCGACGAUUGGUUAAGAUAUGGUAACCCAUGGGAGAAAGCAAGACCGGAAUACAUGCUUCCUGUAAACUUCUACGGAAACGUCGUCGACACACCCGAGGGUAAAAAAUGGGUCAACACACAAGUAGUUUUCGCCCUGCCUUACGAUAACCCCAUUCCUGGAUACCAGAACAACGUUGUCAACACCUUGAGGUUGUGGUCGGCCAAAUCUCCCGUUGAUUUUAAUCUCAAAUUCUUCAACGAUGGUGACUACAUCCAGGCUGUGUUGGAUAGAAAUCUCGCAGAAAAUAUAUCUAGAGUUCUUUACCCCAACGACAACUUCUUUGAGGGAAAAGAACUCCGUUUGAAACAAGAGUACUUCAUGUGCGCCGCUACUUUGCAAGACAUCAUCAGACGAUUCAAAUCAGCCAAUUUUGGAACCCGUGAACCUACAAGAACCAACUUCGACCUAUUGCCCUCCAAAGUUGCCAUUCAACUCAACGAUACCCAUCCAGCAAUGGCGAUACCAGAAUUGAUGAGGAUUUUGAUUGAUAUUGAAGGUCUUUCUUGGGAAAAAGCCUGGGAAAUAACUGUCAAGACAUGCGCUUACACCAAUCACACUGUGCUUCCAGAAGCACUCGAAAGGUGGCCGGUAUCUCUGCUGGAAAGCAUUCUUCCCAGACACUUGGAAAUAAUCUACCACAUUAACUUCUUGCAUAUAGAGGACAUUAAAAAACGUUGGCCUACGGAUCUCGAUAGAAUGAGACGCAUGUCGCUGAUCGAAGAAGAUGGCGAAAAGCGCGUCAAUAUGGCUCAUCUUGCCAUUGUCGGUUCUCAUGUUGUCAAUGGAGUUGCUAGAAUUCACUCUGAAAUUAUCAAAGCCGAUUUAUUCCGUGACUUUUAUGAACUCACUCCUGAGAAAUUCCAGAACAAAACCAACGGUAUCACCCCUAGAAGGUGGUUACUCCUUUGUAACCCAGGUUUGAGCGACUUAAUCUCUGAUAAAAUAGGAGAAGAUUGGACCGUUCAUUUGGAUCGCCUCGCGGAAUUGAAAAAAUGGGCCAAGGACCCAAAUUUCCAAAGAGCCGUCAUGAAAGUCAAACAAGAAAACAAACUGAGAUUAUCUCAACUGUUAGAGAAGGAUUACGGUGUCAAAAUUAACCCUUCUUCGAUGUUCGACAUUCAAGUUAAGAGGAUUCACGAAUACAAGAGGCAGCUCCUGAACGCCCUUCAUGUCAUUACUUUAUACAACAGAAUUAAGAAGAAUCCUUCGGCCAAAUUCACUCCUAGGACCAUCAUGGUCGGAGGAAAGGCCGCCCCUGGUUACUACGCCGCUAAAAAGAUCAUCAAAUUGAUCAAUAUGAUCGCUAAUGUUGUCAACAACGACCCAAUCAUAGGUGACAAGCUCAAAGUUAUCUACUUGGAAAAUUACAGAGUUACCUUAGCCGAAAAGAUCAUGCCUGCCGCCGACUUAAGUGAACAGAUCUCUACUGCUGGUACAGAAGCGUCUGGUACAGGUAACAUGAAGUUCCAAUUGAAUGGUGCCCUCACCAUUGGUACUCUAGAUGGAGCCAACGUAGAGAUGGCUGAAGAAAUGGGCGACGAGAAUAUUUUCAUCUUUGGUAUGACAGUCGAUGAAGUUGAAGCAUUGAAAAAGAAAGGUUACGACGCCAUGGAGUACUAUAACGCUAAUCCCGAAUUGAAACAAGUUGUAGAUCAAAUUCAAAACGGAUUCUUCAGUCCAGGAAACCCAGAUGAGUUUAAGGAUCUGGCUGAUAUAUUGUUGAAGUACGACAGGUUCUUCUUGCUGGCCGAUUAUGACGCUUAUAUCAAGAAACAGGAUGAAGUUAGUGCUGUCUACCAGAAUCAAUCUAAAUGGUUGGAAAUGGCAAUCAACAACAUUGCAUCAUCAGGGAAAUUCUCCAGUGACAGAACCAUCAUCGAAUAUGGGAAGGACAUUUGGGACGUAGAACCCAGUUACGAGAAACUUCCCGAUCCUUCACUUCCCAGGGAAUUAGCUUUAAAGUAAUUUUUUAAAAUUGUCGCUUUAAAAAACAACUUUUGUAAAGUUGUAUUAUUAGUAUAACUUUAGAAAAAAAAAGUAUUCUUCGGUCUUUUGGGUAUAGUAAGCAUAAUUCACUUAAUAGUGCCAUAUAUAAUUAAAAUAAAAAAUCUCAGAAUGAAUAAAAGUCGAAGGCCUUUGGUG
Molecule: messenger RNA, 3117 nt
Organism: Psylliodes chrysocephalus
Lineage: Eukaryota; Metazoa; Arthropoda; Insecta; Coleoptera; Chrysomelidae
Source: the annotation of a GenBank genome assembly